AUGGAGCUGCCAACCAUUAACCCUGGCGCUGAAGUCAGCCCUGAGUCAGCAGAGUUUCGGCUUUGUCGUGUUCCCAUUGUGGAGGCGAGGCUGCAAGCUCAGACUGUCAUAGUCAAUGACACAGUCUCGGGGUUCAUUGGAACAGAUGUUGUCCUGCACUGCAGCUUCACCAACCUACACCCCAACGUGAAGAUCACGCAGGUCACGUGGCAGAAAUCCACCAAUGGCUCCAAGCAAAAUGUGGCCAUCUACAACCCUGCCAUGGGGGUCUCCAUCCUGUCUCCCUACAAAGACCGGGUGACUUUCCGGAACCCUUCUUUCAAAGAUGUCACCAUACAACUCUCCCGGCUAGAGCUGGAGGAUGAGGGAGUUUACAUCUGUGAGUUUGCUACCUUCCCAACUGGCAACCGGGAAAGUCAAUUGAACCUCACUGUGCUGGCCAAACCCACAAAUUGGAUGGAGGGCACCACCCGACCGCUUAUUGCUAAGUCUGGCAGGACAGAAAAGAUCUUGGUGGCUACUUGCACCUCCUCUAAUGGGAAGCCUCCCAGCACUGUUACUUGGGAUACGAGGCUCAAAGGGGAAGCGGAAUUUCAGGAGAUCCGAAACAGCAAUGGAACCAUCACAGUGAUCAGCCGAUACCGGCUGGUGCCAAGCAGGGAGGCCCACCGGCAGCAGCUCAUGUGCGUGGUGAACUACCAGCUGGACCGCUUCACUGAUAGCAUGACCCUCAAUGUGCAGUAUGAGCCAGAAGUCACUAUUGAGGGUUUUGAUGGCAACUGGUUUCUCAACCGGAAGGAUGUAAAGCUGAUAUGCAAAUCUGAUGCCAACCCCCCAGCUCACACCUAUGAAUGGAAGCUGCCAAAUGGGACUCUGCCAGGGAGUGUGGAAAUCCAGAACAACACCAUCUACUUUAAAGGACCUGUUUCCUACAGCGUAGCUGGCACUUACAUCUGUGAAGCUUCCAAUGCCAUCGGUACACGGUCAGGCUUGGUGGAAGUCAAUGUCACAGAAUUUCCCUCCACCCCGUCUCCAAACGAUGAUCGCAAAUCCGUGGUGCAGCCGAACAUCCCCACACCCGUGAUUGGGGGCAUAGUGGGAGGCGUCUCGCUGGUCCUGGUGGUGGCUGUGGUGCUCGUUGUGGUGCUCCGGCGCCGGCGUCACACCUUCAAGGGUGACUACAGCACUAAGAAGCACGUGUAUGGCAACGGCUACAGCAAGGCUGGCAUCCCGCAGCAUCACCCUCCCAUGGCCCAAAACCUGCAGUACCCCGACGACUCUGACGACGAGAAGAAGCCGGGCCCGCUGGGCGGCAGCACCUACGAGGACGAGGACGAGGAUGCGGGAGGCGAGCGCAAGUUGGGUGGCCCCAACAAGUACGAGGAGGAUGCUAAGCGGCCUUACUUCACGGUCGACGAGGGAGAGGCCCAUCCUGAACCUUAUGACGAAAGGACACUCGGCUUCCAGUAUGACCCCGAGCAGCUAGACAUAGCGGAGAACAUGGUCUCGCAGAACGACGGGUCUUUUAUUUCCAAAAAGGAGUGGUAUGUGUAGCUCGCCCCCCU
This is a messenger RNA of Tinamus guttatus (white-throated tinamou), 1565 nucleotides long. The record is from RefSeq and is a predicted model, not a curated record. NCBI's taxonomy places the organism in Eukaryota, Metazoa, Chordata, Aves, Tinamiformes, Tinamidae.